This is a messenger RNA of Antechinus flavipes (yellow-footed antechinus), 2104 nucleotides long. Its product is annotated as phosphatidylinositol-binding clathrin assembly protein-like. Lineage: Eukaryota; Metazoa; Chordata; Mammalia; Dasyuromorphia; Dasyuridae. Bases 83 to 1969 code for a protein of 628 amino acids. The record is from RefSeq and is a predicted model, not a curated record. Gene Ontology annotation, cellular component: synaptic vesicle; clathrin-coated pit; clathrin-coated vesicle. The transcript is spliced from 20 exons. Gene Ontology annotation, biological process: clathrin coat assembly; clathrin-dependent endocytosis; synaptic vesicle budding from presynaptic endocytic zone membrane. Gene Ontology annotation, molecular function: phosphatidylinositol-4,5-bisphosphate binding; clathrin heavy chain binding; 1-phosphatidylinositol binding.
CACCGACCGGAUCACGGCCGCGCAGCACAGCGUCACGGGGUCGGCCGUGGCCAAAGCCGUCUGCAAGGCGAGCACCCACGAAAUGAUGGGGCCCAAGCAGAAACACCUGGACUACCUGAUUCAUUGCACUAACGAGCUGAACAUGAGUAUACCGCAGCUGGCCGACACACUUCUGGAGCGCACGGUCAACAGCAGCUGGAUCGUUGUUUUCAAGGCUCUGAUCACAACCCACCAUCUCAUGAUGUAUGGCAAUGAGCGUUUCAUGCAGUACCUUGCAUCGCGAAAUAGUCUGUUCAAUUUAAGCAACUUCCUGGAUAAAAGCGUGAUACAGGGCUAUGACAUGUCUACCUUCAUCAGGCGGUAUAGCAGAUACUUGAAUGAAAAAGCCCUUUCCUACAGACUGGUAGCAGUUGACUUCACCAAAAUGAAGAGAGGGCCUGAUGGAGUCAUGAGGACUAUGGCGACCGACAAGCUCCUGAAAACCCUCCCAGUUAUUCAGAACCAGCUGGACGUUCUGCUUGAUUUUGAUGCACAUCCCAAUGAACUCACAAAUGGUGUCAUCAGUUCAGCCUUCAUGCACCUAUUUAAGGAUUCCAUUAGGCUGUUUGCAGCCUACAAUGAAGGGAUUAUUAACCUGCUUGAAAAGUACUUUGACAUGAAGAAGAACCAAUGCAAAGAAGGGCUAGAGAGUUACAAGAAGUUCCUGGCAAGAAUGGCCAAAUUAUCUGAGUUCCUGAAAGUUGCCGAGCAAGUUGGGAUCGACCAGGCUGAUAUUCCCGAUCUCACUCAGGCCCCAAGUAGCCUGUUUGAAGCACUGGAACAACACGUGGCUUCUUUGGAAGGCCGCAAGACCAAGGAACUUUUGGCAGCUUACAGAGCAAACAACCUGUCGAAUGCUGUAUCCACGCUUAGCAGCACUGAGAAGGCUCAUGGCGGAGUGGCUGAGAAGCAGAAGAAACAGACUUUGGAUGAAGAGCCAGUGGAAGUGCAGUGUUUAAAGGAAAGAUGUUUAAAAGAAAUUCCAUCCAUGGCUAAUUCUGCGUCUGCAUCCGAGUCUCCCGGGAUGAUAGGGAAAAACACCGCUGCUUCUCCCUCUGCUGACACUUUUGCCCCCAUCUUGCCUCCAUCCACCAGUCUGACCAAGGUUUCUGGAGACCUAUUUAAUCUUCAGCCUGCCUUUGUUUUCAACUCGCGGAACACUGCCACUACUUCGAAGAUGUCCCCAAGCCAAACCUGGGAAAAUGAGCUUCCUCUGCCGGCUGUUCCAAUCUCUGCUCCUUCAGAAGUUCUUAUGGAUUUUGACUCCGUGUUCGGAAGAAAACCACUGGAUUUAGAGAGUCAAGUGGCAGACGGUGAGUUUGAGCCAAAGCCUCUUCCGGAUGAUGCCUCCAAUCUAUCUGGGAAAACCCAGUGCCGGAGAGAGACGCUGCCCACGUCCUGGUGGGACAGAGAGGAGACGGAGGCUGAACUUCACAAGCGAUUGCAUGGGGUGCUCUUCACGGCUUCAGGUGCGGACUUAGAUAAUGCUGCCGCCCCGCCGGCGUCAACUGCUCCAGAACACAAGGAGGCUACCCUCACUCAGCAGAGUGGCUCCAUCCUUGGGAACGACUUGGACACCUCCCUCGCCAACCUUAUGGGAAAUCUUGACUUUGGAACGAGCCCCAAAAAAUCUGACAUCCAAUGGAAUCAGCCUCCUGAAAAGAAAAUGACGGGUGGAACAAACUGGCAGGUGAAGACAAGCACAUCAACCACUUGGAAUCCUGCCUCCAUCUCUUCUGUUCCACAAGUGAUGCCUGUCCCCAUGUCCUAUCCGAUGCCCACCCAUCAGCUACCUGUAUAUGGCAUGGUACAGACACCACUGGGAGCCGUCCCCCUCGUGACUUCCCAGCCUUUAAUUUAUGCACAGCCAGGCCUAACGACCACUAACCCUUUUGCUCCUGUCUCUGGACCCCAGAGCCACUUCAUGUAGAGCUCCCGGGCAGGAGAUGUGCUACAACUCACCAUGGGCACAAAGAAGAGGAAAUGAACAAUCGCCUUUUGGGUAGCAUAGGGUUAGAACCAGGGCAGUCUUUUCCAGUGUAAUAAAAAUCGAAUAACAAUUCCA